Cyanidioschyzon merolae strain 10D is the source of this 4521-nucleotide messenger RNA. Its product is annotated as similar to translational repressor pumilio. The record is from RefSeq and is a predicted model, not a curated record. The transcript has a single exon. Gene Ontology annotation, molecular function: mRNA binding. Gene Ontology annotation, cellular component: cytoplasm. NCBI's taxonomy places the organism in Eukaryota, Rhodophyta, Bangiophyceae, Cyanidiales, Cyanidiaceae. Gene Ontology annotation, biological process: post-transcriptional regulation of gene expression. Bases 1 to 4521 code for a protein of 1506 amino acids.
AUGGGCACGCAACGCAAUUGGACCGGCGUCGAUGCUCGAGCCAGGGCGGCGCCCGCGCAAGACGACGCGGCUCGUGUGCGCGUUGGUACGGUUAGCGGAAGUGCUGUGUCGCCUCAGAUGACACUUCCGGUCGGUUUUGAAGCGGCGUUGGAAAACGAACAGCCGCCCCGAGUGGCCAGCGCGCCGCCUCCGGGUCAGUUCCGGAAGAAGGUGGAGUUUGGACGCGGUGCAUCGCUUUUGGGAGUGGCAACAGGCGAAGAUAUUUGGAGUGCAGCAUCCGAGCGCAUCGGUGGAUCCGGGGAAGAUGCGGGCAAGAACUCUAUGUAUGCUUCGACGAUUUGGGGAUGUCCGGGUUUUUGUUCAGUACCGUCACCGGGACGUGUUUCCGGCUCCAACGACGCGCAGUAUUCUGAUCCUGGAGAGCUGUCCACGCCGAAUCAGAUGUCUUCGGAUCGCCUUGCGAGUUGGAAAGUUGCUUCUGGCUCCCAUCAGCUGGGAGCCGACACCCGGCGCAACGAGAUGCUCCGUGGCUACGGGUCGCAGACGGAUCCAUUACGUGGACCCCGUGUCCUACAAAGGGACUGGACAGAAAAGGACCAGACAACACUGGAGAGGUUUUCAAAUUUAUCUAUUCAGAGCGCCCCGCCAUUGAGGCGUGCACCGACCCAGUGGACGUUUCAAAGCCGUCCAGAGCAGGCGGACUGGUGGCGUGCACAGCAGUCAGCUCUUUCCGCAGGCUCUGAGAGCGGAUCAGCCGCUUUCCAAAGCGAUUUACGCACUGCAACUCCUCAAGGCUGGGGAGUGGCGCCCUGCCCGCGGGUAUGGCAGCCUGCGGCGUGUUGUUCCUCGCCGAGUGAACAGCAGCCCCUGGCUGGUCCACUGACGUGUACUGGAAGGACCACACCGUCGGCUGCGGAGGGCGCCUACUCAAGGCUCUGGGCACCGAUUCCGCACCGCACGAUUUCAGAGAUAGCACGGUCGGAUGUGGCGCGCACGCCAAGCCCAGCCUUCGAGUCCUCCUCGGUAGUGUCGUCACCGGUGCGAGCUCGAAGUGCGAGUCAGUACAGUUCCGUGUCUGGGCUAGAAGGGGGAUCUGUCGUGAGCGGUCGCGCGUUUGGAAGCUCCCGUUCUGCGUGGUCGGGACCUGUGUCCGGGGCCGCUUCGUGGAAGUCAUGCGAAGACGCCUGGGAUCAGCAGCGUGCAACGACGGCAUUGUCAGGCAUCAACACGUUGAAUGGCUAUGCUCGUUCGCCUCGAGCACCGGUUUCCGCGUCAUCGGUCUCCUCGAGUUCGUCGUCGUUACCAAUGGCUAAUAACCCAUCAAUCGUGGCUUCCGAUCCGAGCCUGAUGCGCUGGGCAGGAGGCUGUGGCGCAUCACCGCUGUACAAUGCAUCAGCGGCAUACCAGAGCGCUCAGAGCGGUACUGUGUGCACCAGAUCCUGGAGUAGUCCUGCCACGGUGCAGGCGCCGAACAGCGGGUAUCCCGCUGUGCUCAAUCAUCAGCCCCGAGCACCGAAAGAACGCUCCGCCGAUGACCGUCAAAUAUGCACUGGGAAAAAGGGGGACGGUUUGGAUACCAACGGUAACGAAGAACAUGAACAGCGGGUCCCGAACCGUCGAGAACGCGCAGCGAGCUCCCCUGGUUACGUGGGUCAUGUCACCAAUGGAAAGAGCCAGAACAGUGAGGAAUCCUCGUGUGGUCGUCGAGAUGCGGCUGCACGUCUCGAAUCCACACUGCAAUGGGCAAGCCGCCCUCCGUUGAAUAUCCCAGUCACGGAAUCACAACCGAGCCCGGAAACCUGUGUCCAGGAGCAGCGAACAGCCCGCUGUUGCUUGGAGAGCCCCGCUGACGGUGUUUCAGAGCCUGACAACCAGUGUCGGGUGGACUCCCAAAUGAUUGGCAGUGGAACAACUUCCGUAUCUGAGACUGGGCGGCCUCAGAUCGAUCCCAACGCCAAUAGGACCCAUAGACUUUCACCGAGCAGGCAGAGUUCGCUCGUCGAAGGCACUUUCGAGCACUACGAAUGCCACAACGGUCGACGUCUGUGUCCAGGCUAUUCAGCUACGAGCCCUAGGCCUCUGCAAGUUGCGAACGCGGCCGGCGCGCAUCUCUCGCAGGCGCUUCCGCUCAUAUCGCCAUCACCAGGUGCGACGCAACCGCUCGAAGAAAGCAUCUGGAUUCAUCCAGAUCAGAUCGUUUUGAACGGCAGCGAACAAGCGGGCUUGUGCACUGAGGUGGAGCUUGCGGAUCGACGAGCAACACCCGUGUAUUCCUGGCACCCUGCUGCACAGCUGCCGUCGGGAAUCGCUUGUCCACAGGGUCGUGCUGCAUCUGUUCGGAAAGAGAGCACUUUGGUUGCCUCUGGCAGCGAGGAUGCUAACGAGUCGUCAAUGUUUUCCUUGGUUCCGGACCAUUGCGUAUCGUUUCCCCCGGUCAUUCCGAGCGGAUGCCGCUUCGUUUGUGCACAUGCCACAGAAGAUGCCAUGCGAAUGCGGAGCGCAAAACAUGGGAACUUGGCUGAUGCUUCGAUUCCGGAAUCUUGUCUUUCAGCAGAACCCGCAGCCUAUGGAGCGCAAACGACAUCACCGAGGCCGUCGUCGGCGUCUUCUUCUUCUUUUGUAUCCGAAGAAAAUGGUGGCAGGCCCGCCGUGCCAGGGAGUGUUGGCCCCGCUGGUGCAAAUCCGAUACCGGCAGCAGCAGCAGCAGCAAGAGCUCCUCGACGAGAACCAACAACCCAGAUGGGGCAUUCUAGUGGUGUGGCUCAACUGCGCGCCCCGUUCGUGAGCGUCGCACCGAUACUCACAGACUCGUACAGCGGGCAAGUGCGUGUCGGCGGCUUUCUGCAGACUGCCGCUGCUCCACCGGCAACGGUUCCACCGACAGGGGCCCCCCCGAGGUCACCGCUACACUUUCCGUCACUGGAUUUGGGUACUAGUGGCACCCUCUCGAGUCCAGAUGCCGCUAAUCCGCCAAAUAGCGGAGUCAUAGCGUCCGUUGGGCGCUCGGCUCUCCUGGAGCGCUUCCGGACAGCCUUGCUUGCGUCGGACGAGGCGUUCACUUCCUGGAAACUGGAGGAUAUUCGUGGUCAAAUCGUGGAGUUCAGCACGGAUCAGCAUGGCUCGCGCUUCAUUCAGACCAAGUUGGAGACUGCAACUCCUGAUCAGGUUGGGUGGGUGCUGCAGGAAGUGCUCGCAGAAAUGAAUCGCCUGGUGACGGAUGUCUUUGGCAACUACGUCGUGCAAAAACUCUUGGAGCACGGCACAGCACGUGACCUACAGGCAAUCGCGAUGAAAUUGAAAAACCGGAUCCUAGCGCUCUCACUCCACAUGUAUGGUUGCAGGGCUGUACAGAAGGCACUCGAAGUCUUGCCUGCUAGUACGCAGGCGGAACUCGUGAUCGAACUCGACGGACACGUGUUGAAGUGUAUCCGUGAUCAGAAUGGCAAUCAUGUGAUCCAGAAAUGCAUCGAACGAGUUCCAGGACAACACGUUCAGUUUAUCGUGGACGCGGUUCGGGGCCAGGCCGUCUCGCUUGCUGAACAUUCCUAUGGAUGCCGGGUUAUACAGCGCAUUUUAGAAUAUUCACCAGAGGAGCAAAAAGUCCCGAUCAUGCGCGAGAUUAUGCAGGCGUGCCGAACCCUCAUUCGGGACCAAUACGGUAACUAUGUCAUCCAGCACGUUGUCGAGCAUGGAAAGGAGGAAGAGCGUGCGCAUAUUCUCCGCAUGGUCAGGGAUCAGUGUAUUAGCAUGAGUCAACACAAGUACGCGAGUAACGUUGUCGAGCGAUGUCUGCAACAUGGCUCCCCAGCGGAUCGCAAAGCCCUCAUCGAUAUUCUCCUGGGCCGAUCUGAUGUUGCUGGCAGUGGCAGCGGUGGUGGUGGUAGUUCUGGCGCAACUGCGUUACCCCGCAACAGCGUGCCUCUGAUAGAUCUUGUCCAGGACCAAUUCGGAAAUUAUGUCGUGCAGCGAGUCCUGGAUGUAGCCGGCGACGAACAACGUCAGCAAGCGGCGGAGCUUCUUCGUGCGAAUCUGAACGUCAUCAAACGCUUCUCCUAUGGAAAGCACAUUCUUGCGCGUCUGGAGAGCACUGGAGCAGCUGCCAUGGCACCAACCUUCGCCAACCGCGAAGGUGCGCCCGGAGGCGCGCACCCUUGCGUGCAAAACCUCCAGAACACUGGAAAACGAGCCCCGGCUCAACGUCUGCAACUCGAGCCAUCAAGCAAUUGCAGCUCCGCAAGCAACAGUUCCAGCAGCAGCGCAACAACGACAUCGAGUGCGAGCAGCACAUGGAAUCUCCGCACUGCCUCGAUCGCAUCGCCUUCAAAACGUCGAGGUCGCGCAACUGGUUGCUUUAGCUCCGAGGUCUUGGAAUUAGAAGCGUCAAUGAAGAAACGCUCCGAAGGCGUCACCGCAGGAGGAUUCCCUCAAGCCUCACCAGCAUCCGCAACAGCAACAGCAGCGACAGCGGAGCGGAACCCACGUGCUGCGGGGCGGGCACGUCGACAAACGCACACGCGCUGA